This is a messenger RNA of Solanum tuberosum (potato), 3134 nucleotides long. RefSeq names its product pentatricopeptide repeat-containing protein At2g32630. The record is from RefSeq and is a predicted model, not a curated record. Gene Ontology annotation, molecular function: protein binding; mRNA binding. Gene Ontology annotation, biological process: RNA processing; mitochondrion organization. The transcript has 2 exons. Bases 181 to 1998 code for a protein of 605 amino acids. Gene Ontology annotation, cellular component: mitochondrion. Lineage: Eukaryota; Viridiplantae; Streptophyta; Magnoliopsida; Solanales; Solanaceae.
UUUCAGAACUAUAAAAGGGCUAAAAUUCAGCUGACGCCGUCUUCCCCAGUUACUGAAGAAACAAAACCUCGCCGGGAACUGGACUCCGUCACCGGAAAAACAUGUCAGCAGUGUCAACCUUCCGGUAAUCUCUUUAAACCCAUAAAAUUUCCAUUGUAAAAAUCUCAACUUUAUUCUCAAAUGUCGACUCGAAAGUUUUACCAAACUGCAAAACAACUGUUUUCCAAAAAACCAAAUGAAGAAAUUGCUAAAUUGAUCUCCAAUACUCUGAUAAAUUUCAGUUCUACAAAGAAAAUCCCCCCAUCUCUAACUUCCUACCUUAAUCCCCAAGUAACCCAUCUUGUUUUUUUAAACCCAUCUGUUCCUACACAAUCUUGUUUAAGUUUCUUCAAAUUUCUCCAAAAAAAUCAAUCUUUCGAAAGGCCCAAUCUUGAAUCACACAUAGCCUUGUUUUUGCGCUUGUUUAAAGCCAGGAAAUUUGCUGAAGCCAAAAGUAUAUUGCAUACUGUUGCUUCUGAUGAUAGUUUAAGGAAACCAAUUUUAGAAAUAGCUUCUUUUUUGGGGGAGAAUCAUGUAGACCAUAAAGUUAUGGGGAAGAUGUUUGACAUGUUGUUUAGGGUUUAUGUUGAUAGUAUGAGGUUUAAGGAAGCUCUUGAGGUUUUUGAGUAUAUGAAGAAUGGUGGGUUUGAGAUAGAUGAUAGAUCUUGUAUGGUUUACUUACUUGCUAUGAAAAGGCGAAAACAGUAUGACUCGCUGGUUGAGUUUUUCGAGAUGAUGGUUGAAUCUGAUGUGAGAAUUACAGUGUAUUCUAUGACGAUGGUUAUAGACGGGUUGUGUAAAGUAGGAGAGGUUAGCAAGGCAAGAAAACUCAUGGAUGAGAUGGUUAGUAAAGGGGUGAAACCAAAUGUGUACACUUACAAUACAUUAUUAGAUGCUUGUAUGAAAAUGCCAGAUUUUGUGGCUCUGAAGGAGAUUUUGUUGGCAAUGGAGAAAGAGGGGUUGGAUCUUGAUGUGACAGGUUAUACUCUUCUGAUUGACGGGUAUUGUAAUAUUGGCAAUCUUAAAGAGGUUGAGAGGUUGUUUAGGGAAAUAGAAGGGAAAGGCAUAGAGCCAGAUGUUCAUUUAUACACCUCUAUGAUUAGUGGUUGUAGUAAGUUAGGUAAUGUCAAAAAAGCAUUUUCAGUGUUUGAUGAAAUGGUGGAGAGGGGUCUCAUCCCGAAUGCUCACACAUAUGGAGCUUUGAUAAAUUGCUUGUGCAAGGCUGGUCAGAUGCAAGCUGCUGAAGUUUUACUUAAUGAGAUGCAAAGUAAGGGGAUUGAUAUAGGUCCAGUUAUAUUUAAUACAAUGAUGGAUGGUUACUGUAAGCAAGGUAAUAUAGAUGAAGCAUGGAGGCUGCAAAAAAUUAUGGAGGGCAAAGGGUAUGAAUCUGAUGUAUAUGUUUAUAACAUAAUUGCUACUGGAUUGUGUAAGUUAGAUCGGUGUGAGGAAGCAAAGACGUGGUUGUUCUCAAUGGUGGAUCGAGGCGUAGCUCCAAACGAAGUUGCUCAUACAACUUUGAUCAGUAUUUAUUCCAAGGAAGGAAAUUUUGUUGAAGCAAAAAGGACACUUCGUGAGAUGGAAGCAAAGGGAGUUAAGCCUAAUACGGCAACGUACAAUACCCUGAUAGAUGGUUAUUGCAAGAAGGGUAUGAUGAAGGAAGCAUAUAAGCUAAAGAAUGUUAUGGAAUGUAAAGGCCUGAAACCUGAUCUCUAUACAUACACCUCACUUGUACACGGGGAAUGCAUAUCAGGAAAGGUAGAUGAUGCUCUGAAACUUUUCAACGAGAUGCCUCGAGAAGGUUUAGUUCCAAAUGUGGUGACUUACACAGCAAUGAUUUCUGGCUUAUCGAAAGAGGGCAGAUCAGAUGAAGCCUUCAGAUUAUAUGAUGAGAUGAUAGAGGCAGGACUUACACCUGAUGCUAGCGCAUAUUCUGCUCUCGUGGGCAGUCUUCAUGGUUGACGUUUAUUUAGUGUGUGAAGUUGUUCUAGGAAUUUGUAAUCGUAAACAUCAAAAGUAAAUCAAAUUUAGCUAAUUGGAGAUAUAACAGAUUGUUCAAUAUAUCCUCCAGAUGUUUUAUAUAAAAGGAAUAUAUUGCAGGACACUCUCAGAGAUUCAAUGUGCCUGGCUUGUUGCUUGUCAUUGCAGAUCUUAUGUUGUCCUUGGACAUGGUCCGACAUUAUCUGUUAUACAUUUACAAAAGAUUCAAGAAAGAGCAAAGGCACUGCUCAGAUAGUCAGAUCUAAGCUGCUUGAAUUCCUCUUAUGAUUUUAGCACAUUUAUCUACAGGAGGAUGAUAGGGCUAUGAUAUCUGUAAGUAUUUGGAGGACUUUAUGGUCUUAAAAGAUAAGUUUUGUUUUGACACAGUCAUGAUGAGAAAACCACUGCUUAGUGUAUUAUCUCAAACUUUGGAGGCUCUUGGUUCAAAAUAUAUUUUGCUACCUCACACAUUUUUUCUUUAAGCUAUGUUGCUUUCUUGGUUGUCCAGUACAAUAUUCUCUUGAGAAUGGAAGAACCAGAAGAAAGAAGUGGUGGAUGAUGGCAACUUUGUAGAUUUUUAUCCAUGAGAUGAAAGUAGACAAUAUGAACAGGGGGAGGGACAAGACGGCACAGGUUCAGUAAUGAGAAGGAGAAGGAGGAUUAAAUCCAUUGGAGCAGGGAAGCUUAUUUAUUCCACUUUGAAGGAGUAUUUCCUGGUAAUGAUUUGGUGAGUUUUCUGGUAGUGGAUUCCCUUUUUGGCCUUGCUAAUGUGGAUGCUUUGUGCACUGGACUUCCCAUGGAUUUUGUCUUCAUACCUAACUAAAAAACUCCAACUUGCUUGGGAUUGAGCAUAGUUUUUUUUUUUUUUGUUGGUCAACUAAGAAACUCAUAUACUCAUAUGGCCAACGUUCCCUUGUUUGGACCUAUAACAGCUUCAUUUGUAGCUGUGUAGCAGAUAACAGGUUAUUACUUUAUUGAAUAGAAAUUUAGAAUCCCAGAGGUGAAAAGAGAUUGACUUAAACGAAGCAACAUGGACAAUACAAAUUUGUAUAAUCAAUAUUGACUUGUUUGGAAUUGAAACGUAAUUAUUAUGUAUAAUCAGAAAAAUGUGACAUCGA